Molecule: messenger RNA, 784 nt
Organism: Venturia canescens
Lineage: Eukaryota; Metazoa; Arthropoda; Insecta; Hymenoptera; Ichneumonidae
Product: B9 domain-containing protein 2-like
Exons: 4
Coding region: 255-782 (175 amino acids)
Biological process (GO): cilium assembly
Cellular component (GO): MKS complex
Source: RefSeq, a predicted model, not a curated record
ACGUCGAAACAUCGCACCUGCUCAGGUGGUUUGUUUGGCUCUUAGUUAGGGACGCUUGUCACUCGUGGAAAAGCCACGAAACCUUGACGAACUAUGUUUUAGUAAAAACUGUAAAAUUGUACCAAAUAUACGAAUUUAUUUGUUACGUGUAUUGGAUUGGUGAAAAAUUGAAUUCUCAUUAGCAGAUCGUUUGAAAGACUGAAUUUCGCCUCAGAAGGUCACAUUAUUUUCGGAUCACAAUAUGACCGAAUGCUAUGGCUGAACUCCAUAUUUUGGGACAAAUCGUUUCAGUCGAGGAUUUCAAGCAAACUUCUCUUUUCUGUAAAUGGAGUUUUCAUGCUGGAAGCGGAUGGAAACUGUUAGAAGGAUCUUCCGAAGGUCAGACUCAAGAAUGCUCCGAUCCUUACACGAACAAACCGAUUUGGGAUCAUCCCGUUGAUUUGCAUUACUCGACUCAAACGCUCCAAGGCGCGCCGAAAUUACUUUUGCAGAUUUUCUGUCGUGACAAUAAUAACAGAGUUUUGUUCAUCGGCUACGGGGUCUCUAACGUGCCCUUGUCUCCUGGUGCACACGACAUCAAAUGUCACACGUGGAAACCGGUCGGCGGUUGGCAGGACCGGUUGAAAGAUAGAUUUUUGGGAAUGACGCUUCAGCUAAAAACCCCAAGUUUGUUGGCCAACGGUGACGACCGAUUUGAACUACUCACAGAAAGCAUGGGAAUAGUGAACGUUCAGCUUCACAUAAUAGCCAGAAAUUUCACCAAAUUUGGUUGUCAAUUGUGAAC